AUGAACUCUCUCAACCAACUCUUUGUAUUAAUGCUUCUCACCUCAUUAGCUUUAUUAUCUCAUGGCAGCACCACCCUAUACGAAGCCGACCUCUCCCAUGAAGAAGAUGAGUUCGAAACAGAUGCAGAAGCCACCUUUGAAGCUACUGAUGAUGACUCAAUCCCUCUUCGAGGGAUCGGUCGCUUCCUUGCUCAGGAGGUCCUGGGUUCUGCCCUGACUACAUGUGAUAAAUACCCAGAAAUAUGCAGGGUCAAGGGGAGCCCGGGCCGAAAUUGCUGCAGUAAGAAGUGUGUGGAUUUGAAGACCGACAGGCUCAACUGUGGGAAGUGUGGAUACAAGUGUAAAUACUCCGAGAUUUGCUGCAAGGGCAAGUGUGUGAACCCGAUGAGCGAUAAGAAGCAUUGCGGGGUUUGCAACAACAAGUGCAGGCAUAAAAAGGGCAAGUGCGUCUAUGGAAUGUGUAGCUACGCAUGA
This is a messenger RNA of Punica granatum (pomegranate), 474 nucleotides long. NCBI's taxonomy places the organism in Eukaryota, Viridiplantae, Streptophyta, Magnoliopsida, Myrtales, Lythraceae. The record is from RefSeq and is a predicted model, not a curated record.